Musca domestica (house fly) is the source of this 1771-nucleotide messenger RNA. RefSeq lists its product as uncharacterized. Gene Ontology annotation, molecular function: long-chain fatty acid-CoA ligase activity. Gene Ontology annotation, biological process: long-chain fatty acid metabolic process; fatty-acyl-CoA biosynthetic process. The coding region runs from base 89 to 1699 and encodes 536 amino acids. NCBI's taxonomy places the organism in Eukaryota, Metazoa, Arthropoda, Insecta, Diptera, Muscidae. The transcript is spliced from 5 exons. The record is from RefSeq and is a predicted model, not a curated record.
UAAAAAGAAUUUAGUAAUGAUCCGGUAACAGAUUAGGUAGCAUUAUCGUAGUGUAUCUAACGAAUAUAAGUUGUUAUUAUCGGGAAUCAUGAGUAUAAGCUAUGAUAAAAUUAACAAGAUAUGGACCAGCGAAAGGGAAGAGUCCAUCUACAGUGAAAAGACUUCAUUGGGAGAAAUUGUCUAUCAGCAGCUACAGAAUUUUCCAAAUAAAGUGAUACAGAUCGAUGAUACAAAUAAUACGAAAGUAACUGCUCAAGAGGCUUGGGAGUGGGGCAUACGCAUCGCACAACACCUACGUCAGCUAAAAUUGGAUGAAAACGAUGUCAUUGGCAUUGUGGCUUUAAAUACGACAUAUGUUCUUCCGGCAGCGAUUGGUUGUCUUUUCAAUGGCACUCCAAUACACACGGUCAAUCCUAAAUUGGAUUUGGACACCAUAUCGCACUGCUUGAACAUCACCAAGCCGAAAUUGAUAUUUUGUGAUGGCGGCAACUGCGAAUUGUUACAGAAGGCAUCAAGUUCUUUCAAUCCUAUAUUUUACACGCUAUCUGAACAUAUAAAGGGUAUACCAAAAAUUGUUGACAUGCUGAAAGCAACAACAGGAGAAACAAAAUAUAGGCCAGCUAAGCUUUCCAAGGGAGUCAAGCAAACUGUGGCAAUUCUCUGUUCAUCGGGGACGACGGGAAAACCAAAAGCCGUCUGCAUUUCCUCCUCCCUGUUUCUAUUUUACGAUUGGAUCAACAACAAUGAAAGUGUCCUAUACAUAUCCAGUGGCAUUGAUUGGAUAACUGGCAUCUACUUUCUGUUUAGCAGCUGUAUUCGAGGCUUUACCAGGAUAAUAUUUAACAAAACUUUCGAGACGAGUCAUUUCUUGGAAAUCCUCAAAAAAUAUCAAAUUACCACGGCUUUUCUCUCAUCGCGCUAUGUUGCUGCUUUAGUUCAACACCCGGAUGUAUCGCGGGAAAAUUUAAAACAUUUGAAAUCGAUUACUUUUGGUGGCUCGGCGCUAAGUGAAGUUAAUUCGGAGAAGUUGAUACAACUGUGUUCGGAAAGUGCAAAAAUAAGUUUUUGUUACGGCAGCACAGAAAUGGGUCCAAUUUCACAGAGAUGCGAAAAACGAAAAUUCAAUUCGGUGGGUAAGCUAUUCAACAACCUGCAACUGGCCAUUGUCAGCGAUGAAGGCCAACAUUUGGGACCAAAUGAAAUUGGUGAAAUUAUUGUGAAAAUGCCCUACCCCUGGAAUGGUUAUUAUGGAAAUCCUCAAGAAUCCGCCAAGGCCGUUGAUGACCAUGGUUGGUUCCACAGUGGCGAUGUGGGUUAUGUGGAUGACGACCACGAUUUGUUUAUUGUCGAUCGUAAAAAGGAGAUUUUGAAAUACCGGGGGUUACAGUUCUCAACCAACGAAAUUGAAGGUGUCAUUGCCGAGCUGACAGGUGUUCGUGAUGUUUGUGUUGUGUCGGUUUUUAAUGAAACCGAUGGUGACUUGGCCGGUGCCUUGGUGGUGUUGGCUGAAGGAUCCAAUUUAAAGCAGCAAGAUGUUAUUGAUCAUGUUAAGCAGCGUUUGGUUUCGCCGCACAAGCAUCUUAAUGCAGGCGCAUAUUUUGUGGAUAAAUUGCCUCAGAAUCUGAAUGGAAAAUUGAUAAAGAAAGAAGCUAGUGAAUUAUUGAGGAAGUUGGCUGCGAAAAAUCAUUUGGUUAAAUGAAUUUUAUCUUAAUUUUGGGUUCGGUAUUUUAAUUGUAAAUAAAAUAAAUAGAUCUACGAGAAAAAUUGUUUA